GCGCUCCUUUCUGGCUUUCACGAAUACAGUUCUGUGACGCCUGCCCUGAGAUCAUGUCUCUUCGACUUUCCAGCGGAUCCAGGAGAUCCGGUACCCGUCCCAGCACCGGAUCGCUCAGGCUCUCCAGCGGGGCAGCCAGUUUCGGGGCUGGGAAUGCAUGCGGUAUUCCAGGCAUUGGAAGUGGCUUCUCUUGCGCCUUUGGGGGCAGUUCAUCAGGAGGAAACGCAGGGACAGGCAACCCCUGCGCUGGCUUCACUAUGAAUGAGGGGGGCCUCCUGUCUGGCAAUGAGAAGGUGACCAUGCAGAACCUCAACGACCGUCUGGCGUCCUACCUGGAUAACGUGCGCGCUCUGGAGGAAGCCAACGCCGACCUGGAGCAGAAGAUCAAGGGCUGGUAUGAGAAAUUUGGGCCCGGUUCUUGCCGGGGUCUCGAUCACGACUACAGUAGAUACUUCCCAAUCAUUGAGGAUCUUAAAAAUCAGAUCAUUGCUUCCACCACCAGCAAUGCUAAUGCUGUCCUACAGAUCGAUAAUGCCAGACUGACAGCUGAUGAUUUUAGACUCAAGUAUGAAAAUGAGCUGGCUCUUCACCAGAGCGUAGAGGCUGAUGUCAAUGGGUUACGCAGAGUUUUGGAUGAAAUAACCCUGUGCAGAACUGACCUGGAGAUUCAGUAUGAAACCCUGAGUGAAGAGUUGACUUACCUCAAGAAGAACCAUAAGGAGGAAAUGCAGGCUCUGCAGUGCGCGGCGGGAGGCAACGUGAACGUGGAGAUGAACGCCGCCCCCGGGGUGGACCUCACGGUGCUGCUGAACAACAUGCGAGCCGAGUACGAGGCCCUGGCUGAGCAGAACCGCCGGGACGCCGAGGCCUGGUUCAACGAAAAGAGCGCUUCUCUGCAGCAGCAGAUCUCUGAGGAUGUGGGAGCCACAACCUCUGCCCGGAACGAGCUGACGGAAAUGAAGCGCACUCUCCAGACCCUGGAAAUCGAACUGCAGUCGCUCUUAGCCACGAAACAGUCCCUGGAGUGCUCCUUGACAGAGACCGAAGGCAACUACUGCACCCAGCUGGCGCAAAUCCAGGCUCAGAUUGGGGCCCUGGAAGAGCAACUGCACCAGGUCAGGACUGAGACCGAGGGCCAGAAACUGGAGUAUGAGCAGCUCCUGGACCUCAAGGUCCACCUGGAGAAGGAAAUUGAGACCUACUGCCUCCUCAUUGGCGGAGAUGAUGGGGCCUGUAAGUCUGGAGGUUACAAAUCUAAAGAUUAUGGAUCUGGAAACAUGGGAAAUCAAAUCAAAGAUCCAGCCAAAGCCAUUGUGGUUAAGAAAGUUCUUGAGGAGGUCGAUCAACGCAGCAAAAUCCUAACCACCAGGCUCCACUCCCUGGAAGAAAAAUCUCAAAGCAAUUAAUAGAGAACAUAUGCCAAAGACCAGCACAGAAGAAAAGGCAUUAUAUAAUCUGGGAAAAUGAGCAAGCCUAAGAAACGCCUGUCCUCUUGUCUUUCUGUCCCUUUCUCUAUUUGGGCAAUCAACAGGUAUCUCCCCAUUCAUCUGGAAGAACGUCACGUCCAAAUAUGACGACUCAUUUGACUACCUUGAUGACCCUACAGAAAUCUGUUAUGGAUUCCUUGUAUUCAAUAAACCUUCUUCCUUCAGCAAGUUA
Marmota flaviventris (yellow-bellied marmot) is the source of this 1659-nucleotide messenger RNA. Its product is annotated as keratin, type I cytoskeletal 25. Gene Ontology annotation, cellular component: cytoskeleton. Gene Ontology annotation, molecular function: structural molecule activity. The record is from RefSeq and is a predicted model, not a curated record. Gene Ontology annotation, biological process: intermediate filament organization; epithelial cell differentiation; hair follicle morphogenesis. NCBI's taxonomy places the organism in Eukaryota, Metazoa, Chordata, Mammalia, Rodentia, Sciuridae.